GUUUGUUGUUCAUUUGACAGGUUGCCCAUUGAUCGGCAGAAAAAAAGAACUGCAAAUUAGCCAGAGUUAGCCUACUGGGUCAUUUUUUAUCUCUUGUCCCUGGCAAAAUGUCAAAAAGUCACCUUAAAAUAGAAUAAACCGAUAUGCCUAACAGAUACGGUUAAUAUACACAACAUAACAGGAGAGGCGCAGGUGAAACAUUAAUGAUGGCUCAGUUCCAGCAGUCAGUGCAAUACAACAAUUAUGAAUGUUAUUAGUUACACCCACCCGCGCUUGCCAAGUCAGAAUGUCUGCGGUGAAAAAAGGUCUGCUCAACUUGAGUUUCAUCUGACAUUUGUCUCCCCUAUAGUCAAGCGCACCCCACCCUCAAAACUUUAUACGUCUUCAUUUUGUAUGUUCUCAUUUUAGUCUCGUGAAACCCUCCCUCCCUCCCUCUUUGAUCUUCUGCAAUGUAUUUUCCACUUCAGCCAUAGACUACAUCCACUUCCUGUUCUUGACCUCAUAUGACUACUGUAAGCACUGAUCUGUGACUUUUGGACUUUUGUGCACUUCUUCAUAGCUGCAUUUUCAACACGGUCAGUGUGCACAUACAAACCGGACAUAAAAUCAAUAAUGAAUAUAUCCGUUUCUGUCACUGCCACCACAUCACAUACACACGAUUCAUGGUUCUGGGACUUCCUCAGUUUUGCAGCCUGGUUUUGUGUUUUCUGAACAUUAAGGAGAACAUGCUUAUUGCCUCAGAGAGGACUGCCAAUGAUUUGUACAGUAGUGAAGAGUUCGCUACUGGCUGAUUGUAUUCCCAGAAGGUUUCACAAGCAGCAGCCACAUUAAUGACACAAACGAGAUGACUGAGAUUUAUUACAGAACUUGAGAAUUUCUCGAAAAUUGCCCAGUCAGGGCACGUCGACAGCGCGUGUUGUAUAUAGGACAUCAACCGUUAAGGACAAACGCCUCUACACUGUACACAUUACAGGUGCCAGUUUCCCCACAUUGUUUAGUCAGUCACACCAACAGAUUGGAUGCGGGCGUAUCUACUGUAUGUCUACAACUGUUACAUAACCACCCAUUUACUCUGCACGCAAACUUCUAUAAAUGAGAGAGACGUAACAAGGUAAAAGACAUUUUAAGCUUGGAGCUGAAGGUGUUCACGGCUCAGGAUGGAUAAAGGCUGCUGGAAACAGACCCUGGUCCUUGUGGUGGUCUUGGUCAGCACGUAUGCAGAAGCUUCCUGGCACAUGGAUGACUUCAUCACGGCGGUGAAGCAGGUGGAAGACGGGGACCCUGGGUCAGAGCCAGUAGCUGUGCUGAGGAGGCUGCGCAGGGCAGCUGGCCUUAAUGAUGCAUUCAUUCAGCACUUCCUUGGUAAUGCCGAGUCUGGUGGUCCUGAAAUGAACGCCAGCCUCUCAGUUUACAUUAGCAAGGCUUUGCAUCACAGGGUGACAGAAGAUGCUAAAGAGGAAGGCGUGGUCCUGGCUUCUGAUGGCACCACUGUUGCCCUCAUGCCCCUCCUCCUGGGCAUCGAGGCGGGUUUCCUCUCCAAGUCUAAGGGGGGUGUUCGGGGCCUGUACCAGCUCACUCUGCCAAAAGACCUGGACCUUUCUGUCGGGCACAGCUCUCCUCUCACCCAGCUUCUGGGACGAGACGGCUGCUGGGACAAUGUAACCUCUCCUCAGGUCUUCACCCUUUUGGACAGCCCCUCUCUGCUCACCACUGCUCAGGUCAACGGAGGCAUAGACGGCGUGAUUCUAGGGACGGAGGUCAAAUCCAGACGUCCUCUCAAGCUGAGCAGUCUGCUGACAGAGUACUACUGCCACCAGCUGGAGAGCCAAGGACUGGACGCCGCCCCGCGCCUCAUCAGCCGACGUCGCAGGGAGAACUUCAGAGGGCUGGUCACCCCUCCUGCGCUGGUGAGACAGGUGGUGAAAUCAGUAGAGCUGCAGCGGAGACUGAAGGGGCGCUCAAAGAUGGAGAAGAAGGAGAAGAGGCAGCUGACGGCUGUGCUGAAAAAGGGAAUGAGAGAGUUUUACCAAAAGUACAUGGAUUGCCCACCCAUCAUACCUCGCUGUAUGUGGGGCGCAGAGCCGUACAGAGGAACCCCCACCAACCUGUCUCUUCCGCUCUCCUUCAUGUACAUCCACCACACUCACACACCGAGCCAGCCCUGUCUGACCUUCCAGCAGUGCUCCGCAGACAUGCGCUCCAUGCAGCGCUUCCACCAGGAGGACAGAGGCUGGGAUGACAUAGGCUACAGCUUCGUCGCAGGCUCUGACGGGUACCUCUAUGAGGGCCGAGGCUGGCACUGGCGAGGGGCCCACACCCUCGGACACAACUCCAUAGGCUACGGCGUUUCCUUCAUCGGAGACUACGUCACCAGCCUGCCCUCCAAGCAUGCCAUGGGGCUGGUGAGAGAUCAGCUGGCAUCCUGCGCUGUUACUGGUGGGCGACUGGUAGCCAACUUCACCCUGCAGGGGCACAGACAGGUGGUGAACACUGCCUGUCCCGGAGAUGCUCUCUAUAAUGAGAUCACAGGCUGGGAACACUUUGGGGAGGUCAAGAAAUGAAAAUGAUCUGCUUGACAAGAGGAAGACACUAGCCUCCUAAUAAACUAAAACGUAAAACACAAUAAAUGUUUGUCUUAUACUUA
Messenger RNA from Siniperca chuatsi (mandarin fish), 2644 nucleotides. It is a transcript of the gene pglyrp6, whose product is annotated as peptidoglycan recognition protein 6. Bases 1158 to 2561 code for a protein of 467 amino acids. Gene Ontology annotation, molecular function: N-acetylmuramoyl-L-alanine amidase activity; peptidoglycan immune receptor activity; peptidoglycan binding. Gene Ontology annotation, biological process: detection of bacterium; defense response to Gram-positive bacterium; peptidoglycan catabolic process. Lineage: Eukaryota; Metazoa; Chordata; Actinopteri; Centrarchiformes; Sinipercidae. The transcript has 5 exons. The record is from RefSeq and is a predicted model, not a curated record.